Syngnathus typhle (broad-nosed pipefish) is the source of this 5038-nucleotide messenger RNA. It is a transcript of the gene hipk1b, whose product is annotated as homeodomain interacting protein kinase 1b. Gene Ontology annotation, biological process: smoothened signaling pathway; peptidyl-serine phosphorylation; intrinsic apoptotic signaling pathway in response to DNA damage by p53 class mediator. NCBI's taxonomy places the organism in Eukaryota, Metazoa, Chordata, Actinopteri, Syngnathiformes, Syngnathidae. The transcript has 17 exons. Gene Ontology annotation, molecular function: protein tyrosine kinase activity; protein serine/threonine kinase activity; ATP binding. The record is from RefSeq and is a predicted model, not a curated record. Gene Ontology annotation, cellular component: nucleus; PML body; cytoplasm. The coding region runs from base 352 to 3885 and encodes 1177 amino acids.
UUGCAGCUGAUAUAAGGAUGCGCGUUUUUUCCGGUGUAUAAUGGGAUUUUAUGCCACAGGACAGAGCGUGUUAGAGUGGAACAUAGUCACUAUUUUAAAGGACAAAUGUUUAUAUUUUAAUACCACAGAUCGACGUUCAUAAAGUAAUGUUGGGCUUUUGCUCGUGUAAACUCGGAGCAGUAGCGUCCUGUAUGGCUGUCAAGCGCUCCUUCGACUGAGAAAACAAUGCAGGCCUGAUAGCUCAUGUUAGCAUCUUCUACUCGCAAAGCUGCUCCAGUGGACCGCCGCAGUGAGGACUUGAAAGCCUUGGGCGAAGCCGUUUUGUGACUGCGCAACCACACACCACUCGCUAUGACCUCACAGCUGCAAGUCUUCUCGCCUCCCUCCAUCUCCUCCAGUGCCUUUUGCCGUGUUAAGAAGCUAAAGGUGGAGAACAACAUUUGGGAUGUGUCCACUACCGAAGCGUACAACUCCAUAGCGGGCCAGUCGGCGUAUACCUUUACCCCAGCCAUGGCCGUCCCACCCUUCGCACCAUCCCUGGUCUUCCCCCCAACAGCGCCUGGAUCUCGGGGCCAAGUGGUGGUUCGGGCAGCUGACAGCACCGGUAGUCUUCCGCGGGGUUCCAGUCGGCGUGUCACUGAGCACGCGACAUCCUCUUCUUACGCUCACGUCGAGGCGGCCUCGGAAACAAGAGGGCAUCGGCACGGGCAAAAGAGAAAGAUGGAGGAGACCAAUGAGGGCAGCGGGAGCGGCUGUGGCAGCGUGCAAAUUCUGGAAGAGCUUUCUGCGCCAGCCGCAACGUUCUCCACACGCACGGGCGGCGGAGGAGGCGGCACCGGCCAGUCCAUACCUCACUCGGCCCCGACCACCAAAAGCAGUAGCUCCAAUGGCGAAGGCGACUAUCAGCUGGUGCAGCACGAGAUCCUCUGCUCCGUGUCCUGCAGCUACGAAGUUUUGGAGUUCUUGGGGAGGGGCACCUUUGGCCAAGUGGCCAAGUGCUGGAAGAGGGGUACCAAUGAGAUUGUGGCAAUUAAGAUUCUUAAGAACCAUCCUUCCUAUGCUCGCCAGGGACAAAUUGAGGUACCAUCUCAUCUCCAUAUAACAUUUACGACCAACGUAUACGAGACUCAUUUCCUUGGAGCGUUUUUUUCUUUAACUCCUCAUGUUUUGUUUUUUUUCUCCCAGGUGGGCAUCCUGAACAGACUGAGUGCGGAGAAUGCAGACGAGUACAACUUUGUGCGCUCCUAUGAGUGCUUCCAGCACAAGGGUCAUACGUGCUUGGUGUUUGAGAUGCUCGAACAGAACCUGUAUGACUUUCUCAAGCACAGCAAGUUCAGCCCGCUGCCUCUUCGGCACAUUAGACCAAUUCUACAACAGGUGGCGACGGCACUGAUGAAACUCAAGAGCUUGGGACUGAUUCAUGCUGACCUAAAGCCUGAGAAUAUCAUGCUGGUCGACCCCCUCAGGCAGCCGUACAGGGUAAAGGUCAUCGACUUUGGUUCUGCAAGCCACGUUUCCAAGGCUGUGUGCUCUACAUACUUGCAGUCCCGCUACUACAGGGCCCCUGAGAUCAUUUUAGGUCUGCCGUUCUGCGAGGCUAUUGACAUGUGGUCUCUGGGCUGUGUGAUUGCUGAGCUCUUUUUGGGUUGGCCUCUCUACCCUGGAGCCUCGGAGUACGAUCAGAUCCGCUACAUUUCUCAGACUCAAGGCCUGCCAGCUGAGUACCUACUGAGUGCAGGCACAAAAACCAGCCGCUUUUUCAACCGAGGACCGGACUCUAGCUACCCACUUUGGAGGCUUAAGACACCAUCAGAACACGAAAUGGAGAUGGGCAUCAAAUCCAAGGAAGCUAGAAAAUACAUCUUCAACUGUUUGGAUGACAUGAUGCAGGUCAACCUUUCAUCUCAUUUGGAGGGUACAGACAUGCUGGCUGAGAAAGCAGAUAGACGCGAGUUCAUAGAUCUCCUGAAGAGGAUGCUCCGCCUGGACGCGGACAAGAGGAUCACGCCUACAAAGACACUGGGUCACCCUUUUGUCACAAUGAGCCACCUCAUGGAUUAUCCACACAGCUCUCACGUGAAGUCGUGCUUCCAGAACAUGGAGAUCUGCAAACGCCGGAGCACCUACGACAGCAACAAAUCCCUCUACUCUGCCAACGCAGUCCCCAGUGCUGCGGCAGGAAACCUGACUGUUACCUUCAGUAGCCAGCUCAACCAGCAUAACCAGGUGCCUUCUGCAGGGGGAGCGGUGCCUUUACUAAAUUAUCAGCCAGCGUUGUACCAGCAGGCAACCAUCAACAUUCCCGGUCUGACUCAACAAAGUGUUCCUAUUCCAACGCGUCCUGCCGGCCUUUGUAGCCAGGCAGAACCCUUCCAGCAGACUCUGAUUGUUUGCCCACCUUCAACCAUUCAAGGGCUGCAGUCCUCAAGCAAGAGCUCCAGCUUCCCCAUGAGGAUGGAUAACUCGGUUCCUAUCGUACCUCAGAACCAGCCUGCCCAGUCCUUGCAGCUCCAGCCCAGCAUGCUCACGCAGGGUUCCUGUACACCGCUGAUGGUGGCCACGCUGCACCCACCCGCGUCAGGCAUAGCCUCCCAGUAUUCUCUACCAGUGGGGCUAGGUACCGGGGUGGGCCGGCCCACCUUGUUGGAGCACACAGCCACAGUGCUGCAGGCCUGGCCCACUGGAACUCAACAAAUCCUCAUCCCGUCAUCAUGGCAGCAGGUCCCGGGCGUAGCCAUCCACAGCGCUGCGCACCAGGCCAAUAUUGCAGAGUCACCACGAGACUCCCACCACACCGACGCCACUGCCCAGCAGGGACACAAUUGGAGGAGCACAGCACAAACCAAAACUCAGCAGGAGAGGAAGAAGGUCAAAGCCAGGCGAGGAGAGAACAGAAAUAGGGGUGCAGCCACCACCUCCUUGCUUAGCACCAAUGCUGUGACGUCGUCUAGCCUCAUGGCCACGUUGUCGCAGCCCAUCGUCAUCUCUGACACGCCCAGCCCGGCAGUCAGCAUCAUAACCAUCCACAGCGACACCGACACUGAGGAUGAGCGCAAGUUUCACCCUGCCAGCGUUACGUUGGGCCAGCGCACCAACGUUAUCAGCUGUGUGACCGUGCAUGACUCUGAUUCGUCGACUGCCAGCCCCCUGACCCCGCGUCCCCGCACGCUAAACGCAGCCAGCACCGUUUCCUCUCGCCAGGCCAAGUCUCUGGCCGUGGUGGCGCCUUCAGUCAAAAUCCAGGCGCCUGAGAGAGGAGCAACUUCACGUAGCCGCCCAGAAACUGUGAACUACAUGAAACCCAAGAGAAUGUCUCAUCAGCAGCCAAGUAGUUCGGGGGAGAACCUGGAGCGACACGGACUGAUGCUGAGCCAGUCACGCCCCUUAAACCUCAGCCAGGUGCAGCCCCUGGUGUCUUCAUCUCAGGAGCGCACGGGGGCAUCCCACAGUCGGCAGCAGACCUUCCCCGCGGCCGCCUCUGCUCCACACUACAACUUCCCCGAGGUGUCGGCCCUGGCCGCCGUCUCGGCCGCCGGGCCCGGCCUGUACACCUACCCGGCCUCCACCGCCCUCUCGUCCGCCUCUCAGGUCAUGGAGCAGCUGCUGGGCCGUGGCCACGGAGGCCACGCCGGGCACGGAGGCCACGGACACUCGGGACACUCCCCCUCCGCCUAUGCAGCCACAUACACCUCUUCUUCCUCGUCCUCCAGGAGAGACUCGGCCGGCCGCAAGGAGUCUGUCAGCAGCCUGCUGCACGGCCUGCCGGCGGUCUACCAGCAGCAGUUCGCCGCGGCCUCCCCUUAUGUUAGUGUGACGCCGCGGGCGGAGGCAUACGGCGCCUACCAGCUGAGCCCCAGACGCCUCGCGCAGUACCCUUACCUAUAAGAUUCUUCAUUCCCUUACUUACAAGGGACGACUGUCACUUAUCCGAUUGCUGCUUUCCAUCACAAGGCUUGUCCUUUCUAUUUGUUUUCCCUUAGAUCUUAUCUGACGCCCUUAUUUUAUCCACUUCAUAUUAGGCGUUGUGCUUCAUUGUUUUUGUGUGAAGAGAGAUUCUGCUCCUGUCACAAGCUGCGAUGACACUUUUAGGCCAGCUUCCUGUGCUCGUGGAGGGACUAGCUGACACUAAUCCAGUAAGUCCCUGUGUUUUAGCUAACGGUAACUGUACUUGACACUUGUCCGUUGACUCACAAAUGUCUUUUGCUAUUUUUAAAUUAUGUUUUGUUUCUUGUACGGUGGGAAGACGGUGGCAUAGGGAUGGCUUUAAGCUGCAAAAGGUGGCCCAAUCGUGAUGGCUCAAUGUUAAUUUAAGUGCACAUGUGAUCGUGUGUUGAUGUAGUGACAGUGUUUUAGGCCAGAUGAACCAUGCAAUAGUUUAUUUAGAUUUUGCUUUUCUUUUGAACUGAAUGUAUUUAUGAAGUCCAGAUGAGUGAGAUCGUCAUGCUGACAAAUGAUGGGGAAAAGCUUUUAGGGUUUCAGAAAGCAAGUGAUCCUGUUUCACUUUCAAAGAAAAAAUAAAUCCCAAUUGUCAUAGUGACACUUAUUAAAUGACACAUCCGCUAGCCACUGUUAAGUAGGACCUUUUUAAUGGGUUUAAGUAAGGCCAGUUUUUAUGUAAAGAGCUAAAUAAAUAAAAGAUACAUCCCUUGAUAGGCAGGGGAUGCAUGCUCACUGAUUGACUGCUGAAUAUUGGCGUAUAAUCUUUUGGUUGAUUACUUCAUGUUGUGCAAGGAGCACUUAGGAGAAGGAGUUAUUAAAAGAAAAAAAAGAAAGUCCAGCCAAAAUGUUGCGGAAGAGAGAUGUUUUCCUUCGGUUAACUGCAGUGAAGUCUUCUGGUGACUGUGGGUUCUCAAAAGCUUUUUAGUCAAUUCUUCCCUGUUGUGUUUGCAUUGUUUUGUGUUGUAAUGUCUGAGUAUUUAACUGUCAUUUGACCUUAUUCUAGUAGUUAAAGAUGCUACUCUGUAGAACUAAUUCAGGGAAAUGUUUCUGCUCAAUAAUCUACCAUCACUGUUUGCAAUAAAAUAACCACAAACACAAA